Molecule: messenger RNA, 2226 nt
Organism: Aspergillus ibericus CBS 121593
Lineage: Eukaryota; Fungi; Ascomycota; Eurotiomycetes; Eurotiales; Aspergillaceae
Product: Zn(II)2Cys6 transcription factor
Exons: 5
Coding region: 67-2181 (704 amino acids)
Biological process (GO): regulation of DNA-templated transcription; DNA-templated transcription
Molecular function (GO): zinc ion binding; DNA-binding transcription factor activity, RNA polymerase II-specific; DNA binding
Source: RefSeq, a predicted model, not a curated record
CGCCAUUCUCCUGAGCUUUCAGUGCCAGCGAACCGUCUUUGCCCGCAUCCAACGGUGUCCUUGCCCAUGAGUGACCCGGAGAAUGCAGACCCGCGACAGGGCAGGGAUGCUGAACCCUCGGGCCCUGAGCCUGCGUGCGACGAAUGUCGGAUCCGCAAGGUGCGAUGCGAUAGGGAAUUGCCUGUGUGCUCCAGCUGUCGCAAGUCGGGCUUGACCUGUCAAUAUACCCAGAAGGGCAAACGGGUCAAUCAUACCAAAAAGCUGGUCAACGAUGUCCAACUGCUCGGCAACCGUCUGGAACGAAUUGAAGAAGCACUUCUCCGAUAUCUGUCCGUCGCGUCGGCCUCCAAUUCUCCUCCCACGAGCUCGGUCACCCCGUAUAGUCCAGACGCCCAGCGAAGGAAUGCGGAGGAUUCAUGGAAUCGCUCGGAUAACUCUGAGGGAAGCCCGGAUGGACUAUCCGACCUGCAUGGUGGCUCCCCGGGGAACCAUGUAUUUGGGCCCUCGAGCUCGAUGGCUGCUCUUUAUGUCGAGGCCCAAGCCGCCGGGGACCAGCUCGCCGCGUCGCUGUCACAGCAGGGCAGCCUCGAGAGGCCCGGUGGGCCUCCAACCCAUGAGUCCGCGCUGCGAACCCAAAUUGCUGAAGUGAGCGCACUCUUCCAGCGACUGGCCACCGACAGUCCCAUGCUCUCGAAACCCGAGCAUCACGAUGACCUGCCGCCUUUCCUCCCUCCGCGAGCUCUGCUGGAGGUCUUUCUCGAGACGUAUUUCACCGAGCUCAGUCCCUUGCUUCCCAUCUAUGACCGACCGAGUGUCCUGGCAGCUAUGCACACCCAGUAUGGGUCGACCCUGGAAGCUCCCGAUCCCGCCUGGAUCGUGUCGUUGAGCAGCAUCCUCCUUCAGACACUGGAAGCCAAAUCUACCGGCUCGCAGAAAGCGGACACGAUAGCCCGCAGCACGCUGGAGGUUGAUCUCCAGUUCCAGCUAUUACUCAAUAUCCGACGCUGCUACAACCACUUCGAGCGACUGCUCCAGCCGCGCGUGGCCAACGUGCAAGCCCUCUUGAGCAUGGCAUUAGUCGCCCUCCGAUACUUCCGCUUCACCAUGUUCGAGACCGUCUUCACCCAGGCCUGCGAGCUGGCCAAGUCAAUGGGUCUGCACCAGAGCUCAUUCACGGCCAAUGCGAAGCAAUGCGCCGAGUGUCAGACGCUCUUCUGGUCUCUGUUCAUUCUCGAUAAACACAUCUCGCUCGUGGCCGGCAAAUCCUGUUUGCUGCCGUCCUACGACUGCGGGAUUCCUCUCCCUCCAAGCACCACCACCGGCAUCCUGCUCGACGACCUCUUCGCCGCACGCAUCGCCCUGGCACACAUCGAAGAAGAGAUCGUCUGCAGCCUCUACUCCGCCCAAGCACCACGUCUCAGCCCGAACCACCUCAGCCGUCGCGCCCACAAGCUCAUCCACCGCCUCAACGACUGGACCAGCCACCACAGCCGCAUCCUGUAUCCCCCAGCCAGCACAACCAUCACCGCCCAACAGACCACCGAGCUUCGCUACGCCCUGUGCAUCUCCCGCGUGCUCGUACAGCGACGCAUUCCCACCCCAGAGAGCCGGCAGAUCCGGCUGGAACACGCCCGCACCGGUCUGCGCCUCCUCCAGGAGCUGUGCGAGAGCUACCACCCGGAUGACAGCAUCUCCAACUUCACUGUCUUUGAAAGCAUCCUCCUCCACUACCCCAUCGUCCUCUUCCUCGAAGUCUACAUCCAUCUCCUCGCCCCGACCCCCACCCACACCACCCUCACCUCCGACACCAACGCCCUCCGAUUCUUCGCCUCUCGCGCAGACCCCCUCGCCGCAAAUGCCUCUGCAACUUCUCACGCGGUCACCAUCCGCUCCAUCACCCAGCUCUGCAGCCAGAUUGCCACGUCGCUUCUGCAUCCACCCAUCCCCAUCUCCAACACAAACACAAACACGAAACUGUACCACUCCACGCCUGCUAUCCAAAACCAACACCAACACCCACAGUAUCCCCCAGAGGCUAACAUAGAUCCCACAUGGGAUUUAUCCUGGACCGCGACGCCCAGCACACACCCCCCCGGACGAGAUCUCCACCCCUACGGUGAAUGGAAAAUAGUCUCCGACCUGACACCGGGGGAUUUUGAGGAGAUGUUGAUGUAUCGGUGACAUUCAUGCCAAUGUUGAUAGAUAAUGUUGAUGGUUCGAUGACGU